Cryptococcus deneoformans JEC21 is the source of this 1485-nucleotide messenger RNA. RefSeq lists its product as hypothetical. Lineage: Eukaryota; Fungi; Basidiomycota; Tremellomycetes; Tremellales; Cryptococcaceae. The record is from RefSeq and is a predicted model, not a curated record. The coding region runs from base 653 to 1273 and encodes 206 amino acids. The transcript is spliced from 4 exons.
CGCACAACUUCAUGCCUCAUGAGGAGCAGAAGAUACACAGCGUACAGCCUUGUUAGCUGAACCUUCUUGGCGAACGAUCAGUCCUGCAGAACACGUGACAUCCACUGCAAGCCACAGCUUACGUUAGAUGACAAUAAGCGGCAAUUUAUGACGACGGAUGCCGACCGCUUCAAAUUUCGGGCAUGACCACAACCGCCUUGACAGAGCACUGCAAUGCCGAAAUAUCGAAAGCAGCGUGCAGGAAAUGGCAAAGUUUAUCAUACGAAGGCACUGAGUGAUCGACCGCACCGUCGUCCGUGUGUGACCGAAGAAAUGUCCAAAGGCUAAAAGAGGACACGAGGCGCCCACGAAGGUCGGCCUAUAUCCACACCACAGGUUUUCCACCAACGUUAUUACGUUUGGAGAGGCUGAGGAGAGGGGGCCGUGUUAAACCGGGCUUUUAGUGGAUUUUUACUACUUGCAAGUCAUUGCUUUUUCGGCCAUGUGCAGACUGCAUAUACACACACUGCACAGCUCUCAAUCGGCAGGGAAGGUAUAAAGGAAGCCAUGAAGUCCUAUCCUUGCUCUUCUUCCAAGCUGCGAGAUAUCCGUAUUACUCUAGUCAUUUAUUACAACUACGAACCAAAUAAUAUACUAUAAACCUACGGUCAUAAUGUUCACCACACUCGUCGCCCUUCUCUCGAUCGUCUCUCUCGCCGCGGCUUCACCUUUGCCUGAGGCUCGAUCCCUUCACAAGCGCUACACUCGCGUGCAAAUUCAAUCCCAUCGUAACGGGGAAUGCCUUGUCCCCGAAGGUGUCAAGUGGGGUAACGGUUUCCAAGUCAUCACUAAGCCAUGCGAACAAGCAACUUGGUGGGAUAUCAACCCCGGCUCUGGAAGCAUCUUGUUGAGCGGGACAAAUAUUGCUUUGGAUGCUGGCACUGGUACUGAAAACAAUGAGAUCGUAAAGAUUUGGGAUUCCUACCCCGGUCUCUUCCAGCAGACCUGGUACCUAACCCCAGACAACCGUAUUGCCAUCACCGGCGGCGACCAAUGUCUUGACCAAGGCGAUAACGGACCUCAGACAUACCAAUGCACCACCGGCAAUACCAACCAAGUCUGGUAUCUCAUUGAAGGUGCCGGCAGCGGAAGUACUACUACCCUUCCCGCCGACGGUAGCGCAACCACCGCCGUUUCAUCCUCGGACUCUUCUGAGCCCACUACUUCAACUGCCGAGGUCUCGAUUCUUACUGAUUCCCCCAUCGCCACUGCCACUGCCACUGCAUCUACCUAAAUGAUGCCGGAGGUCUAUUAGCCAGAUGAGGAUAUCACAACAUGAUGGACAGUUGACGAACAAGAAUGGGAAAUAAAAGGCUCAUGUGUAACCUGAUAAUAUACUCGGAAAAAUGAUUGCUCCCAGCUGUACAUGUUUUAUGCAAUCAUACUUUCGAAAUUUACCUGCCCAUAACAUGCUUGGUAUUACACCCAGUUACUUGGGUGAUUCGA